Bufo bufo (common toad) is the source of this 6963-nucleotide messenger RNA. It is a transcript of the gene COL17A1, whose product is annotated as collagen type XVII alpha 1 chain. The transcript is spliced from 56 exons. Lineage: Eukaryota; Metazoa; Chordata; Amphibia; Anura; Bufonidae. The record is from RefSeq and is a predicted model, not a curated record. Bases 188 to 4597 code for a protein of 1469 amino acids.
UGAAUUAGAGAAAAAGGGAACAUUCUUGAAGCAUCAGUCAGCCUCAACACACCUCAGAGGACGGAUAAACAAGUGGAGGAGGGCGGACAGUUAUAAAAAGGAAAAGAUUUUGGGAGGCAGACAUUAAUUUGGGCUCAUCUGUUUCCAGAGGUUCUUUUUUCAUCAGAACACACAAGGUGACUAUGGAAUGGACAGCUUAAGUAGAAAAGGUUACUUGGACGGGGGGGAAGUCACUGGGAGAACCUAUACGGAAACAGCAACAUCUUCAUCAAGACUCCUAUCUCUACCACCAAAGGGAGGGAACUCUAGCAGUUCGAAGCUUUCUUACCAGGCGGGAGGGGGCGGUGGUGUGGAAAAGAAGAACCUGGUACAAAGCGGAAGUAGUUACGUCACACAAACCACAGGUGGCAGCUCGAGAGUCAAUCUUAGCACUUCUGGGUCACGAUUCGCACAGUCCCCAACUUCUACCCUAUCAGUCUCACCAAACUCCACCUUUGAUAGGAAGGCCUACAAUUCCAGCUCUCGCCAGGCGGGGUAUGAAGGAAGUUCUAGUGGGAACUCAUCACCAGAAUACACCAGAAAAGAAAUGGCAUCCUCUUCAACUAGAGGUCGUACUCAGAGCAGAGAGACUGAAAUCCGCACUCGUCUCCAAAGUGCAUCACCCUCCACAAGAUGGACAGAACUUGAUGAUGUAAAGAAACUAGUGAAAGGUGGUCGCUCCACCAGCGUCAGCCCCACCAGGUCACCAACUAAUACCCUUCCCAUUCCCAAAAAAGCAACAGUGGAGACAAAGAUGAUAACUGAGAGCUCCCAGUCAGUUUCAGGGUCGUAUGAUACAACCAUAAUGGAAUCGGCUCUCCCAUCCUUCAUGUGGACCUCCACACUUCCUGCAGGAUCCUCCUCGGCUGGCUAUCACAACAAUAUGGCCAACAUGGGUUAUGGGUCUUCUAUGAUGAAUGCCCAUUCCUCAGGAUCAGUAUUUGGAGUCCCAAACAACCUGGCCCCCAGCUCUCCUACCCUACAUUCAGGGAUGCAUUCCUCCUCUGCUGUAUUUGGUAUGCAAAACAAUUUGGCCCCCUUAUCCUCCCAAUUCACUGCAUCAGCUGCAGCCCCUGUUGGCAAUAGCUCAGGACAAGCCGUAAACACCUCAGGUCUUUCAGGGUAUGGAGUACAGAAGAAUGUCACACAGAACACCCAAAGCUCAGGUGCAACAAUCAGUGGUGGCACCACCUCUACAACUGUUACCACUUCUAAAGCCCAAGGUGAUGACCUCCUCAGCAAAGAAUAUAAGUUUCUUCUGCUGGAGAAAGAAAAGGCCCCAGCUAAGAAGGAAGGAGACAUGCUGAUCAUGUCUAAGGACAGUGGCAAGGUCUUCACAGCCACCUCUGGUGGCAGCUCAGGUUUAUACUGUGAAGACACUCUAAAGAAAGAAAAACAAUUAACAACAAGAAUGGAAACCUCAUAUAAAUCAGAAGCCAAUGGUGGUUUGAAGGCAACAAAAGAUAAAACCACAUAUGCAGAAAUACAUCGAGUCGAUGGCUUGAAGGCUGGAUCUGAUUAUUAUGGGGAGAGUACGGAAAGUGGUACUGACAGCGUCUGUGGACCAUGUGCUUCUUGCUGUAAAUGGUGGAUGUGGGCACUUGGUCUGAUCUUGGGUCUACUUUUCCUUCUGGGAUUGCUCUUCGGACUCCUCUCUCUGUGGCAGGACGUGAAGAAUUUAAAAGAACGUGUGGACAACCUACAUGCACAGUCAAGUAUUGGUCGCUUGCAGGCAAACCCUGCAUUACUCGGCAGUCCCGAUAUGAAUAUGAAUUUGGGCAGCUAUUCCGACUCUUCAGGCAGUGACCAAAGAGAGGCCUUAUGGCUAUACAUCAGAGAAAAGAUGUCAUCAGAAAGAGGAACAUUUGUUGGUCAGAGAGGUGAACCUGGACCAAAAGGUGACACAGGAAUACAAGGAGAAAAAGGUGACAGAGGAUACUCAGGUCCCCAAGGAACGCCCGGUCUUAUUGGUCAUCCAGGAGCAGAUGGAUCUAAAGGACAGAAAGGAAGUGCAGGUGAUCCUGGUAUCGAAGGUCAACAUGGGCAAAGAGGAAGAGAUGGCACACCUGGACCUCGUGGAGAACCUGGUCCUCCUGGAUUUGGAGAAAAGGGUGACAGAGGCUUGCAAGGAGAACCAGGGUUGCCAGGAUCUGCAGGCAUUCCAGGACAAAUGGGACUUAAAGGUACAAUGGGUCCUACAGGUUCUCAGGGUCUACCAGGAACUCCUGGUCCGCAAGGUUUUAGAGGAGAAGCUGGAGCACCAGGGCCUAAAGGUGACAAAGGAUCGAUUGGUCCACCUGGAACUAAAGGUGACACCGGUGACAAGGGAGCUCGAGGACUUACAGGUGACCCAGGACCAAGAGGAUUACCAGGACCCACUGGAGAGCCAGGAUCUAAAGGAUCAGCAGGACCUCCUGGGCCAGAUGGACUUCAAGGUCAACGAGGUGAACAAGGUUCUACUGGACAACCAGGACAAAGAGGCCCACCAGGACCAUCAGGAGACACAGGCCUGCCAGGACUACCCGGAGUCCAGGGCCCACCAGGACCACCCGGCAACCCAGGACGAGGAGGAGCUAAAGGUGAUGUUGGCGAUCCUGGAAGAGUCAGUACAGAUGGUAGUUCCUAUUAUGUCCCUGGACCACCAGGACCAGCAGGACCUGUGGGACCACCAGGUUCACCAGGAGUUCCAGGUCCCGUGGGUCCAUCUGGUCUUCCAGGAGCACCAGGUGCCAAAGGAGCCAGAGGAGAGCCUGGAGAGACUGCAGUUUCAUAUACAAGGGCAGAAAAUGCAUAUGCAGCACAGCAAGGGCCAGGAGCCCCUGGACCACCAGGGCCACCAGGACCCCCAGGAGCCUCAAUUCAAGGUCCACCAGGACAAGUAGGUGCUCAAGGUCCUCCUGGUCCUCAAGGUCCUCCUGGUCUUCAAGGUGCAGUAGGUCCAGCAGGUGAAGGUAGACAAGGACCCCCAGGCCCACCAGGGCAGGCAGUAUUUUCAUCAGGAUUAGAAACAGGUGCUGGUCUUUAUGGACCACCCGGUCCACCAGGACCGCAAGGAGACCCAGGUCAAAGAGGUUUUCCAGGUCAACCAGGACAACCAGGUGAUCCAGGUCAACCAGGAAUUCCAGGAUCGCCAGGCCGUGAUGGAGCUUCAACUGUUGGACCAGCUGGACCUCCAGGAAAUCCAGGAUCACCAGGGUCACCAGGACCACCAGGUGAAGCUGGAGUCCCAGGUGCUCCCGGUAUACCAGGAAGUUCUAGAGGCUCAACUGGUGCAAGACCUGGCCAAGGGUCACCUGGUCUACCUGGCCCACCUGGUCCUCCUGGACUUCCCGGCCUCCCUGGGCCUUCCGGUGAUGGUGGUGGUGCAGCAGAAAUUCAACAAUAUAUUGCACAAUAUCUUCAAAGUGAAAAUGUCAGAAAUUACUUGAUUGGACCUCAGGGACCACCAGGGCCACCAGGUGGACAAGAACUGGACUAUGCAGAAUUGGCCAGCCGGGUUAUGAGCUACAUAAGAGGUUCAGGAUUUACGGGAUCCGAUGGCAUAGGAACAAUCUCAGGUCCUGCCGUUACAUAUGAAGAAAUCUUAUCCAUGUUGCAGAACUCUGGACUGACAAUCGGCAUUCCAGGACCCCCUGGUCCACCAGGACUACCAGGAUCUGCAUAUGGUGACAUAGCAGCUUUACUUCAAACAUCUGAAUUCAGAGGAGUUGUUGGCCCACCUGGACCACCAGGCCAACCCGGACGUCCAGGCUACCCUGGUUCCCCAGGACCCAUGGGACCUCCCGGACCUUCAAGCAGUAGUCUGACAAGCUUCGGUAGUGAAGAUAUUGCCACCUACCUGCAAAGUACCGGAUUCAUGGUAGGCCCUCCAGGCCCACCAGGCCCACCAGGACCACAAGGGCCAGCAGGCUAUGGAGGCGGCCUGGCCUCUUAUGCUGAUGACAUGAGGAGUGAUCAGUUAAAGAGUGAGCUUAUAGAGUACCUGACAAGUGACAACAUUCGUAGAUACAUCUCUGGACCACCAGGACCCCCUGGCCCUCCUGGUCCUCAAGGCCUAAGAGGUUCUAAAGGAGACAGUGGUGUGAUGUCAUCAUCCUCAUUAUCAUCAUCAGGAUCAUCAGGAUCAUCAUCAGGAUCAUCAUCAGGAUCAUCAUACUCUUCAUUAUCCUCAUCGUCAUUCUCAUUAGAUUAUGAUGAAGUUGUAUCUCGUGUGGCCGAACAUAUUCAGAACCAACGUCUCCUUGAAGAUACUGCAUAUGGAUUUCAGAGAUCUGUUCUAACUGGUCCUCAAGGGCCUCCAGGACCACCAGGAAUCUGUCAAGUAUAUGCAACCCAUGCAAACAUCACCACUGAUCUCAUGGAAGUUUUCAGAGUUCACGGGACCAUUGCUGGAGCACCUGGUUUACCAGGGCAGAAGGGAGACAGAGGAUUCCCUGGUGUCAAAGGUGACAGAGGAGCGCCGGGCUAUGCUGGACCACAAGGACCCAGGGGUCCAAAAGGAGAGAAAGGAGAACAAUUUAUUCUUGGAAAACGGAAAAGAAGAAGCCUGGGUGUCUGAUAAGAUCAUCUUAUUGCCGUUGACUCAUCAGCCCAUGUUGCUUGAUACAUUGAGAACUAUUUGCCGAAGCUAAUUGACCAUCAUCCCUUCUCUCCUGCACUGGAUUUCCAAAAAUACUACCAGAAUUGGGCACCUCUCUAUCAAGUAACUUGUCUCAGUAAUUUCCCACAUCACAGCUUCCAUUAAUCAGAAGUCUCUCGUGAAUCCGGAGGAAAAGGUCUUAUUGGUGUCAUCUGUUGAAAUGAUCUUUCAAUUGCCUAUGCCAUAAAAACAUCUACUGGGCAUGAAAUAAUUUUUGUAACUGAUGACAUGCUGUAAAUAAUAUUACACGUACGAAUAGAAUGGGGAGGGGGAAGGGGCAAAACUACAGGGACCAGUGUAAUAGCAAAAGUGUCUGUCUCUGCAUUAGGAUUUAUGGAGGCCACAGAGAAAGUUUAUGACACCUUCACAGAUCAAGACUGGAAAUCCAAAACUCUAAGAUCUUUGGAUUUCCUAUAACUAAAAUUUUACUGAGUGGGGAAAUUGGACCAAAUUUGUGUAUAAUUAAUGACUCUGGCCCAUCACGCGAUCAAUCGACUCAUAUCUAGCAUUUUAUUUAUCUCUCGCCUUCUAUACAUUAGUCAUCAUUGUUUUUUUUAUUAGACCUUUUGAGGACAUUUUAUGAUAUUUUUUUAUUUCCUGUUUUUUCUAUCAAGUAUUUUAGGAAAGAAUGUGGCGGUGCGCGCAGGCUAACCGUUUUGUAUUUAUUGAUGCCAUAGGGAUGAUUGUUAAGCAACUGCUGUUACAUUGAGAGAAUUUAUGUUCUUUAUGAAACAAGGAGAUUUCUAUCCUCCAAAUUCAUGGCUAACCAUAUAUUUGCAACCUUUAAAGAAUAUAAUAUGACCUUCUCAGUGCAGGUGAAAAAGUGGUGGCCCACAGUAGCCAAUCAGAUUGCAGCUUGAUUUAUCCAACGCAGGGUAGGACUUAAGAGCAGCAAUCUGAUUAGUUGCCAAUGCAAGUGAUAUACAGGAAGCACACUCAGUCCUGGGCCUUAUGCACCAAACCAAAAUUUCCAGCCAAUCUCAGAGGAUAACAUUUUUGUAUAGACCCUAAAAAGAGUGCAGCUCUUAUCCAUUAUUUUGCCCUAAAACAUGGUUGCUAUAGACGGCAUGUCCAGUUUUGUUUGGUUUUAUACAAGAGGUUCAACGUACUCUUACAUUACUGCCUAUAUGUCGCGUUCCAUUCCAAGUAAUGAAAUAAAAUGGUGUAGAUCAUUUUGUCUGACUGGUUAAUAUAUAAGAAAUUACGCCAUGUUUACAGAAAUAGGACCGCGAGGUAACCCUAAUUUUCCUGCGCUGCGCUUUAAAUACUAAUACUGUAUCAUGUUAUUGAAUAGAUGAUGACACAUAUAGUUUGAGUUAUUGCCUGGUUCUUCAUAUGAAAGAUCGGGACAUGUGGUUUGUCUAGUAACAUCCAUUUAUUUGCCCAGGGUAAUUCCACCUUAAAGGGUAUGGAAACAUUCAGUACAAUUUUUUUAUGAUUGCAUUUUGCUCAUUUUGGGCUAAAAUAAAAAAAAAUUAAAUUGGUGUUUAUUAAAAAUUCUCAGCCGUUUUUGAGAUACAUGGGGUUAAAAAUCAGUCUGUUUGAACAUUAUCACUUCUCAGUGAAGCCUUAUUUCUGUUCUCCUGACUUCAUAAACACUCAUUUAAGCCAUAGUCUUUUUAGAGAUUAGCUAUAAUGAGUGUUUUUAACCCCUGUAUCUCAAUAACAGCAAUUUUUUUUUAUAAAGACCAAUUGAAAAUAUGAUUUUUAGCUAAAAAUAAGUAAAAUGCAAUCAUAAAAAAUUGCCGUGAAGGUGUCCAUUAAGACCAGUUUCAGUGCAGUCCAUUAAAUGGCCACACUUUCAGGACCACACACACCUUGGCUGACCCAUUCUCACUGCAUCGUAGUGAUCUGUUAUGAUGUGACUUCUAGCCUGACACAUGUCUACUGUCCUGUACAGACAGCACCUUUUGAGUACAGGGUAUCAGACUGGAAAUCAUAUAAGUCACUAUGAUGCAGUGAGUUUGGGUUAGGAGAGCUGCUGUUGGUUCGGUCACGUGGACCACACCGUAGCCAUCUGAAACCAGCCUUAGUCACACUCCUUUGGAUGGCAAGUGUUACAUGACCGAUAUAGACUUUGAACAUUUUCUUCUUCUGAGGUUCUACACCAUGCAUACGAUCCGCUGUAACCAUGAUGUGGUUGGUUGAUGUGACUUUGGAUGCUGUGUCAGCAGGUGUCUGAAGUCUUCAUACACAAGCCCUGCAGGCAGCCAUAUAAUGCUACCUCCCAGCUGAGUAAUCCAGAGAGCAUUAAAAGGGUUGUCCAGAGGUAGAAAAACGUGGCU